AUGACACUCACAAGCGAGGCUCCAUUUGCUUGGGUUCAUAUUAGAUUCAUGACGGUCGUUCACUCUAAGUUCACUGAUGAGGAUCUCCUCUAUUUUUGCGAAGACUCCGUUUACUGUGGAGAGGUUAUGACAACUCUGACCUCCGACCUUCCUCGCUCCCUAGCGCGUGCUUCUGACCCGGUUCUUUCUAUUGAAGUUCAUCCUGAUGGACGUUACAAUGACCCCAUGGAUCGGCAGAAUGCUUGCGCCCCUGUGUUGGCCAAUUGGAUUCUAGAUUUAAAGAAGGGUCUAGGGCUUCCAUUUGAUCGGUAUUAUCUAUUUAGAGAUUCGUUUUAUCUGACGCCUGUGCAGAUAAAAUUGGGAAUGGAGAGCUGGGAGGAGGAAAUUGUUCAUAAAGUCAUUGACUAA
Molecule: messenger RNA, 408 nt
Organism: Penicillium malachiteum
Lineage: Eukaryota; Fungi; Ascomycota; Eurotiomycetes; Eurotiales; Aspergillaceae
Exons: 1
Coding region: 1-408 (135 amino acids)
Source: RefSeq, a predicted model, not a curated record